Molecule: messenger RNA, 1495 nt
Organism: Dioscorea cayenensis subsp. rotundata (Guinea yam)
Lineage: Eukaryota; Viridiplantae; Streptophyta; Magnoliopsida; Dioscoreales; Dioscoreaceae
Exons: 2
Coding region: 480-1349 (289 amino acids)
Source: RefSeq, a predicted model, not a curated record
UCUAUCUCUUUUCACCACGGAAGUGUUUGAACCUCUUUGUGAAAAAAGAAUAAUAAUAAUUAAAAAAAAUGUUUUUCUUGGAGCAGGCCUCCCUUUGUAUGCUAAAAAACUGUAGAGAGAAGUUUUAGAUGAGAUUCCAUCUUGCCUUCUCUUUAUGCACAUCAUCAAUUUUCUCAUCUUUUCUUCCUCCAACAAUUUUAUAGUGUGACAGUGAGAAUUGUGCCAUUUCUUUUUUGUCUUUCUUUCACUUUUUUUUUCUCACUAUCUACAACAAACAACAUUCCCCUAGCACAUUGUUUUGUUGGGCACACCAAACUGGUCCCAGAAUUCAUUUCCUAGGCCACCAAAGUUGUUGUGUGUUGAAUUUGGGAGGAUGGGAAGUGGUUUCAGAGUUCUUGUUGCAAUCAGUUUUGCAGGUUGAGUGUGGUGAUGAUGAUGGUUGUUGUGUAGAUAAGGAAUGAAAAGAUUCAAUCUUUUUGAUGAAAAUGAGGGACUUCCCUUCUUGUUUUGGUGAGAGUGGUGUUCAAAUCGCCGAUUCUUCGUCCAGCUCUAGCAGAGCUUCUCAGAAUCUAGUGACAUGCCUUUACAGGACUAAGGUCCAUGGUUGUUCUUGCACCAUUACUGUCACAUGGAGCAGGAGUUUGAUGGGUCAGGGCUUGAGCAUUUCCAUUGAUGAUGAUGCUAACCAGUCUCUUUGCAGGGUGGACAUUAAACCAUGGCUUUUUUCUAAAAUGAAAGGCUCCAAGGGUUUGGAGGCUGACAAGAGCAAGGUAUACAUUGUCUGGGAUAUCUCUGCUGCAAAGUUCGGCUCUGGCCCAGAGCCAUUGGAAGGUUUCUUUGUAGCUGUGGUCAUUGAUCAUGAGAUGGUUCUUCUUCUUGGUGAUUUGUCUAAAGAAGCAUACAGAAAGACAAAUGCUGUCCCUUCUACCUCGAAUACCAUGUUCAUAUCAAAGAGAGAGCACAUCUAUGGCAAGAAAGUGUAUUGCGCAAAGGCUCAGUUCUGUGACAACGGCCAUGUUCAUGACAUCGUGAUUGAGUGUGAUGCUGUGGGGCUCAAAGAUCCUUCAUUGGAAAUUCGUAUUGACAGGAAGAGGGUGAUGCAAGUGAAACAUCUGGCCUGGAAGUUUAGGGGUAAUCAGACCAUUCUUGUUGACGGGCUUCCUGUGGAGGUAUUUUGGGAUGUUCACAAUUGGCUCUUUGGAUCACCAGUCGGGAAUGCUGUCUUCAUGUUUCAGACUUGUCUCAUGCCUGAGAAGUCUUUGCCAUGGACCUGCCCUCAGGUAUCAAGGGAUUCCCAACUGUCCGGAAUUGGUUUCUCAUUAAUUUUGUAUGCUUGGAGGAAUGAAUAAAUGUAUUCCUAGGGAAAACUUUUAGCCUUUUAUGUUCUCUUUCAAGUGCUAACAGUAAUAUUUUAGUAAGUUAUGCGAUUUCAAGUUCAAAUUUGUUAUUUGACUCCCAUAUUUUUAAUUCAAUAGAUUGAGAACAAGUUGAGGUC